This is a messenger RNA of Colossoma macropomum (tambaqui), 7111 nucleotides long. RefSeq names its product UDP-glucose glycoprotein glucosyltransferase 1 (gene uggt1). The transcript is spliced from 40 exons. Gene Ontology annotation, cellular component: endoplasmic reticulum. The coding region runs from base 193 to 4761 and encodes 1522 amino acids. Gene Ontology annotation, molecular function: UDP-glucose:glycoprotein glucosyltransferase activity. Lineage: Eukaryota; Metazoa; Chordata; Actinopteri; Characiformes; Serrasalmidae. The record is from RefSeq and is a predicted model, not a curated record.
AAAGCGAAAGUGCCAGCGAUGUCGAGGAGUUGUUGACGGUGUUUGACGAGCUUAAUCUUAUAUACAGUAUCAGAUCAGAUCAGUUAUAUUGUGCGUUCAGAAUCUUCUCCAGACUGAAGUUUAUAUGCAGAAAACCAAAAAUCUUUAGUAGUGUUUACUGUUAAAGUCAUUUAAACCGAACUGGGCGUUAAGAUGUGGAUGCUGUGCGCAUCUCUGGUGGUCCUGCACUUUGUGGCCUCUGCUGACGGGAGCUCAAAAGCUGUGACCACAACGCUGACCACCAAAUGGCCCUCCACACCUCUCCUGCUGGAAGCCAGUGAAUUCCUCGCUGAGGAGAGCCAAGAUAAAUUCUGGGACUUUGUGGAGGCUAACCAGGACAUCACAAACGAGCAUGAUGACACUGACUUGUCCUACUAUGAGCUGAUCCUGAAGAGAGCAGGCCAGCUCCUGAGUCCUCUGCAGCUAAGGAUGCUCAAAUUUGCCCUGUCGCUGCGCUCCUACUCGUCCACCGUCCACUCUUUCCAGCAGAUUGCAUCCAAUGAGCCUCCUCCGCCUUGGUGCCAGGCUUUCUUCAGCGUUCAUGGGGAAAAAUCAUGUGACCCAGAGAGUCUGAAGACCCUGAUUGACACAGCGUCAGAACGGCCAAAACCGUUCCUGUUCAAAGGCGAUCACAAGUUUCCUUCAGCCAAUACAGGGGCUCCUGUUGUUAUUCUGUAUGCUGAGAUGGGCACCAAAGAGUUUGCCAGCUUCCAUCAGCUUAUGCUCUCCAAAGCAAACAAAGGGCUGGUUAACUACGUCCUGCGACAUUACCUUCCACAUCCUAGUAACAGUAAAGUGUUCCUGUCCGGCUAUGGGGUUGAGCUGGCCAUCAAAAACCAGGAGUACAAGGCCAAAGAUGACACACAAGUUCAAGGUGCUGAUGUCAACGCUACCGUGAUUGGUGAGAACGACCCAGUGGAUGAAGUCCAGGGUUUCCUGUUUGGGAAGCUCAAAACUAUCUACCCUGAGCUGAAGGAACAGCUGAAGGAGCUGCGGAAGCAUCUAGUCGAAAGCACCAAUGAGAUGGCCCCGCUCAAAGUCUGGCAGAUGCAGGAUCUGAGCUUCCAGACAGCAGCCCGUAUCCUGGCAGCCCCCUCUGUAGAUGCCCUCAACGUUAUGAGGGAUUUGAGUCAGAACUUUCCCACCAAAGCCAGGUCCAUAACCAAAACGGUGGUGAACUCGGAGAUCCGUAAGGAGAUCGAAGAGAACCAGAAGUAUUUUAAGGGGUCAUUGGGCCUGCAGCCGGGAGACUCGGCUCUCUUCAUUAACGGACUCCACAUUGACCUGGAUGUGCAGGACAUCUUCAGUGUGUUUGACGUGCUGAGGAACGAGGCGCGUGUUAUGGAGGGCUUGCGCAGCCUGCUUAUCGACUCGCCCUUCAUUCACGACAUCCUCAAACUCAACGUGCAGCCGGCCGACUCGGACUACGCCGUAGACAUCCGCAGCCCCUCCAUCUACUGGAUAAACAAUCUGGAGACCGAUGGCAGGUACGUCUCCUGGCCCUCCAAUGUGCAGGAACUGUUGCGGCCCACCUUCCCAGGGGUCAUCAGACAGAUCCGCAAGAACUUCCACAACCUGGUACUCGUCUUGGACCCCACUCAUGAGAACACAGCAGAGCUGCUGAGCGUGGCAGAAAUGUUCUACAGCAACAACAUCCCUCUCAGGAUUGGGCUGGUGUUUGUGGUGAAUGAUGCGGAUGACAUUGACGGCAUGCAGGACGCUGGAGUGGCGAUGCUGCGAGCUUUCAACUACAUCGCCGACGAGGUGGACAACCAGAUGGCCUUCGACGCCAUCCUAUCAAUGCUGAACCGAGUGCCCAGUGGAGGAAAGCUGAAGGUGGAGCAUGUAGUGGGGGUUUUGGAGAAGCGCUAUCCCUACGUGGAGGUCAGCAGUAUCCUGGGAGCGGACUCGGCCUACGACAGCAACCGCAAGGAAGGGAAGGCGUACUACGAGCAGACUGGAGUGGGGCCGCUGCCUGUGGUGAUGUAUAACGGCAUGCCUCUGCAGCGCGAGCAGCUUGACCCCGAUGAACUAGAGACCACUGUCAUGCACAAGAUCCUGGAGACCACCAGCUUCUUCCAGCGCGCUGUUUACUUGGGAGAGCUGGCAACCGACCACGACGUGUUGGACUUCAUCAUGAAUCAGCCCAAUGUGGUGCCACGGAUCAACUCCAGGAUCCUGACCACAACCAGGACCUACCUGGACCUGUCCAGCACCAACAACCAUUUCAUUGAUGAAUACUCCCGCUUUCUCUUCCUGGACACCAAAGAGAAGAACACAGCUGUGGCUAACAGCAUGAACUACAUGACGAAGAAAGAUGAUGGCGUGAUUCGUCCUGUGACGUUCUGGGUUGUAGGAGACUUUGACCACCCCUCGGGCCGACAACUGCUGUAUGAUGCCAUCAGACACAUGAAAACCAGUAAUAAUGUGCGCUUGGGGAUGAUCAGUAACCCGACUGAGAGCCCCUCCAGUGCAACCACCCUGAUUGCCCGGGCCAUCUGGGCAGCCAUGCAGACGCAAACGGCCAACAACGCCAAGAACUUCAUCACCAAGUUGGCCAAGGAGGAGACGGCCCAGGCGCUUUACGAUGGGACCAACAUCGCUGAGUUCGCUGUUGGGGGCAUGGAUGUACCUUUGUUUAAGAGUGCGUACGAGUCGCCUAAAGUGGACUUCCUUUUGGCUCACGCUGCUUAUUGCCGGGACGUCCUCAAGCUGCGCAAAGGCCAGAGGGCUGUCAUCAGUAAUGGACGGAUCAUUGGUCCACUGGAGGAUGGGGAGGUCUUUAACCAGGACGAUUUCCUGCUUCUCGAGAGCAUUAUUCUGAAGACCUCUGGAGAAAGAAUCAAAAACAAAGUGCAGCAGCUUGGUGUGGAGGAGGACAGAGCCAGUGAUUUGGUCAUGAAGGUGGACGCGCUGCUGUCCUCGCAGCCCAAAGGCGAGGCGCGGAUUGAGUACGGCUUCGUGGCGGACAGAUACAGCGCCGUGAAGAUCCGGCCCAAGGAGGAGGAGGUGUAUUUUGACGUGGUGGCCGUGGUGGACCCCGUGACCAGAGAUGCACAGAAACUGGCCCCUCUACUCUUGGUCUUGAAGCAGCUGGUCAACGUCAACCUGCGAGUCUUCAUGAACUGCCAGUCCAAGCUCUCUGACAUGCCACUGAAAAGCUUCUACCGGUACGUGCUGGAGCCAGAAGUGUCCUUCAUGACCGAUAACAGUUUUGCUCCAGGCCCGAUGGCCAAGUUCCUGGACAUGCCGCAGUCUCCUCUCUUCACCUUGAACCUGAACACCCCUGAGAGCUGGAUGGUAGAGUCUGUUCACACACGUUACGACCUGGACAACAUCUACCUAGAGGAGGUGGACAGUGUUGUGCCUGCUGAGUACGAGUUGGAGUAUCUCCUGCUGGAGGGUCACUGCUUUGACGUGAGCACGGGUCAGCCGCCUCGCGGCCUGCAGUUCACUCUGGGCACCGCUUCUGAACCCGUUAUAGUGGACACCAUCGUCAUGGCCAACCUGGGCUACUUCCAGCUGAAGGCCAACCCAGGAGCUUGGAUUCUCCGCCUGAGGAAAGGACGAUCGGAUGACAUCUACAAGAUCUACAGUCACGACGGUACGGACUCUCCAGCAGACGCGGAGGACUUGAUAGUCGUGCUGAAUAACUUCAAGAGCAAGAUUAUUAAAGUGAAGGUGCAGAAAAAGCCAGACAUGAUGAAUGAGGAGCUGCUCAGUGAUGGCACUGAUGAGAACGACUCGGGAUUCUGGCAUUCUCUAACCAGGGGAUUCACUGGAGGUUCCAAAGUGGAGGAGACCAAGCAGGAGAAAGAUGACGUCAUCAACAUUUUCUCAGUGGCCUCUGGUCACCUGUACGAGAGGUUCCUGAGGAUAAUGAUGCUGUCUGUACUGAAACAUACCAAAACGCCGGUCAAGUUCUGGUUUCUGAAGAACUUCCUGUCUCCAACCUUUAAGGAAUGGAUCCCGUACAUGGCUAAGGAAUAUGGUUUCCAGUAUGAGUUGGUUCAGUACAAGUGGCCUCGCUGGCUGCAUCAGCAGACGGAGAAGCAGAGGAUUAUCUGGGGCUACAAAAUCCUCUUCUUGGACGUGCUCUUCCCGCUGGCCGUCGACAAGAUCAUCUUUGUGGACGCUGAUCAGAUAGUGCGCACGGACCUGAAGGAGCUGAGGGACUUUGACCUGGAGGGGGCGCCAUACGGCUACACUCCGUUCUGCGAGAGCCGGAGAGAGAUGGACGGAUACCGCUUCUGGAAGUCGGGCUACUGGGCGAGUCACCUGGCCGGCCGCAAAUACCACAUCAGUGCUCUGUACGUGGUGGAUCUGAAGAAGUUCAGGAAGAUCGCUGCAGGAGACAGACUGAGGGGACAGUACCAGGGUCUGAGCCAGGACCCCAACAGCUUGUCCAACCUGGAUCAGGAUCUCCCAAACAACAUGAUCCAUCAGGUGCCCAUCAAGUCCCUGCCGCAGGAGUGGCUGUGGUGCGAGACCUGGUGUGAUGACACCUCUAAAAAGAGUGCCAAGACUAUUGACCUGUGCAAUAACCCCCAAACGAAAGAACCCAAGCUGCAGGCUGCUGUGCGGAUCGUGGCGGAAUGGACCGACUAUGACCAGGAGGUCAAGAGGAUCUACAAUAAGUUCCUGGAGGAGAGAGAGAAGGGAAGCAACAAGACAAACAAAGGGAAAACACAGAAAGAUGGCGAGAAGCACACAGAGCUGUAGGCGGACGCCCUUCAGCAGAGGAACGGCUGACUCUGUUUAAAGAGUCGUCUUUUUUUUUUUUUCUUUUUUAAACCAAGCCUAUUCUCCUGGAGCGGGGUCCACGUUGGCGCUGUGAAACUUGAAUGGAAAUAAUGCAACCUCUAUUGCUUGUAUUUGACUGGUUGGGUGGUUGGGGCGUAGGGCAGGACGACGAGGGUUCUGGGGCAGAGAGGGGUAUGUUUCCGUCCCAUUGUAAACUGAAGCACUUGGCUGAAUGCCCCCUGCAGGACUGCUGUGGAAUUAUGCGAGAUAGUACAUUUGCAAGUGCUGCAGGUUAGAAGGUGCUGGUCUGGUAAAUGUACAGUAGACACGUUAAUCAUGCUAAUCAUGGCAUAGUCACUGCUGGGCUGUUCAUGUCUGAAACUGGAUAUGCCUUUCCUCUUUCCGAGUCCCUCCAAACCGUGUCCAAGUGUGCGUAUGCGUGUGUGAGAGGAGAGAAAAGGCCAGUGAAAAUGAGCGGAUGUGUUUGUGUGAAUGUGCAUCCUCUGCUCAUCCAAUACAGCAGUGCUGCUUAUCCUCAAUGAUUGCAUUCUAAAGGCAGAGCUAUGAUUAUUGCUUUAAUGCUGUUUUGUUACAGGAAUGGUUUGGCGAAAAAAUCAGAUGCACACAAUUUUCCACUUACCGCAAAUGCAGUUGAUCAGGUAGGAAAUGUUUGGUGCCCAAAUUUUUUUUUUUUUUUUGGUUUAGAGAUGGAGAUGCAAGGCUGACAAACACUAGAAGUCAACAGUCACUCAAAUCUUUCAUCCCGAAAACGUCUCUAAAAUGCAUUCAAACUCCAUCCAGGUCUUCAUUAAAGUAGUGCAAACUGGUCAGUGUGGUUUAUGAAGCAGUGAUUUAUAGCGACCCUCAAAAAGGAUCUAAACCGUGUAGCCGAACUCAACCAGUUUAGACAAUGGUGUUGUGCUGAAUUCCAUACAGGUAUAUAUGGGCUCUAGAUUACAUUUUAGAUUAAGCUCUAGAUUGUACGUUUUCUUUUGUUUCUGUUUUUAAACAUACAGCUGUGUGCAAAAGUUUUGGCACCCUCCGGUCAAAUAAUGUUUUGUUGAUUUUCUUAAUUAAAAAAUGAACACAUCCUCUACAGAGAGCACACUUCUGCACAUUUUAAUGCACAGUUUAUGCACAAAAUAUAAAAUGUGGCCUGUGAAAAAGUUAUGGCACAUUUUAUAUUAUACGUUUUGUUUUUUUUUCCUCAGUAUGUUAAACUCAACGGAAAUUCAGCAUUAAACGUUGCAUAUUUUGCGUAUUUUUUCCUUAAAAAUGUCAUUUGACCAAGGGUUAGCAGAGAUGAAGAGCUUGUUGGAUUUCUAAAAUCUUGGCUGCAUACAGUGGUCAGCUUCAUAGUUCAUUUUUUUUUAUAGUUCACAGUAUGUCAUACUGUGUCCGAAACCACAUCGAGAAGCUCGUGCAACCUUAAUAAAGGCCUGUAUGAAGCUUGAGAGAAAUUUCAGGAAUGUAUUUACAAAAAAAUGUUUGGGUGACUAUUGACUUCUAGUGUUUGUUAGCAGUAUUAGCCUUGCAGCUCCAAUUUAAAACUAAAAAAGUUUGGCUGUUCGACUUCUGAAGUGAGCAUAACAUUGUGUACAUUUGAUUUUUUGCCAAACCCUUUCUUUAAAAGUGAGACUGUCGCAUGCUGUCGUUGAGAACGUCGCAACGAAAUCACAUUGAAUCUUGGUCCUGCUUGAGUGGUGAUCGCCUGUGUGUUUUUUGUUUCUUAUCUCCAACAUGAGCGUGUAAUUUAUUGGAUUUCUGUGCUCAUAGAAAAGCUGUUGGGCUGCUUUCAUAGGCUGAUUUGUUCAUGGAGUUUUCUGUACCCAAAGAUGAACUUUCUCUACUUUUGGUCCCUUAUUUUACCAAAAAGAGUCUCUGCCAUUAGGAACCUCGUAUUGAAUUUAAAUGAAAGUGAAUAAAAGAUGUACCGCAGUUUAUUUCCUCACGCUAUUUUUGGUUGUAUUGGUUGUCUUAUCGAGCUUAGUGCGGCAUUGUUGUGGCCCUACGUUUGAGAAUAGUUUCAGUUGUGACCGCGUGGCUCUGACCACUAGAACACUUGAGCGCUAAACAAGCCGCUGGUUCCCAACAGGAAGCACAAACGUGGCGGAACCGAACUUUUCCAGCGGUUGCGUUUCGUGCCUUUCGCUCGGCCACGUCUCCGAGGCACGCCUGAGGCCGCCUCGUCUUCUCUGCAUCUACUGUACUGUUUUACGCCCAAUCAGGGAAGGGCGAGGACAGAUUCAGUCACUUUGGUAAUUUUGUUUUGGGGUUAAUGUGAUUAAUUGUGGGGUAAUGGCUAUUUUUUAAUAAAAAUAAAGUACCA